Messenger RNA from Magnolia sinica, 877 nucleotides. Its product is annotated as abscisic stress-ripening protein 3-like. The transcript is spliced from 2 exons. Lineage: Eukaryota; Viridiplantae; Streptophyta; Magnoliopsida; Magnoliales; Magnoliaceae. The record is from RefSeq and is a predicted model, not a curated record. The coding region runs from base 91 to 594 and encodes 167 amino acids.
CCACUAAUAUCAUUCAAAACUUCUCCUCCUGAGUCUCUCUUUCUUACUUGCAAAUCUCUGGUAUUUCAUUCCUCUUUCUUCCUUUUAACAAUGGCUGAGGAGAAACGCCACCACCACCACCUUUUUCAUCACGAUAAGCCCCCCCAAGAAGCUUACUCGGGGACCACCGGCUACGGCGACGGCGACGGCUACGGCGCCGGAGCUACUGAAAAAACCGGCUACGGAGACGGCGACGGCUACGGCUACGGCGCCGGAGAAAAAACAGGCUACGGCUACGGCGCCGGAGUUGCUGAAAAAACAGAAUUCGUUAACGAGACAGCCGAAGUCGACUAUGAGAAAGAAGUGAAGCACCACAAGCACAAGGAGCACCUCGGCGAGCUCGGCGCUGUUGCCGCCGGUGCUUUCGCUCUGCAUGAGAAGCAUAAAUCGAAGAAAGAUCCCGAAAACGCACACAAGCAUAAGAUCGAAGAAGAAAUCGCUGCCGCUGUUGCUGUAGGCAGUGGAGGAUUUGCUUUCCACGAGCAUCAUGAGAAGAAAGAAGCAAAGGAGGAAGAAGAGGAGUCUCAUGGAAAGAAGCACCACCAUCUCUUUUAAGAGUCUCCGUCUUCGCAGCUCAUGUAUGUGUGUAAUAAGUUUUAGACUUCGCAGUUCAUGUAUGUGUAAUAAGUUUUAGACUCUCUAUGUUUGUCCGUCGUUCGUACGUGAGCGGACUCCUAAGUAUUUAAAAAGUCGUGUGUUUCUUCGCAUAUGAACUAGUUUAUGUGAUUAUGGGUCUGUAUGUACUUAGUUUCAUUCAUGUUUUUGUGAGGAGAGCAUGUGCUUUUAGUUUAGUUGGUUUCUUAAAAUAAAAGUUAGUUGUGAGUCUUUCUAUGAUGAA